AUGAUACCAAAGAAGUUCAUGAGCUACUUCACACUCUUCUCGGGCUUCGAUUACGAUGUGAUGGCACCAAUCAGCAUUGAGUUCGGAUGUAUUGUCGAGAGCCGUGAUUGGCGCCGUGGUUCCAAGGCCUGGCGCAUCAAUUGGCACCUCUGCAUGGUCAGCGAGUACCAAGUCCUCAUUGGAAGGCACGCAAAUGAACUUGCGACCUGGCAGGGUGUCUGCAAAAAGACUGGCCUGGAGGACGAUUUUACGUCCAUCGCCCAGUGCACAAAGGCCUUGGAUCAUAUCCAUCUAAACAUCAUUGACUUGAUUGACUUGAUUGAGUUCCGGGAGACCGACAAUGUGCCCCAACGUUUCAGCAAUGGCCGGGACUAG
Penicillium subrubescens is the source of this 375-nucleotide messenger RNA. RefSeq lists its product as uncharacterized. NCBI's taxonomy places the organism in Eukaryota, Fungi, Ascomycota, Eurotiomycetes, Eurotiales, Aspergillaceae. The transcript has 2 exons. The record is from RefSeq and is a predicted model, not a curated record. The coding region runs from base 1 to 375 and encodes 124 amino acids.